AUGGAGAGAGACCUGUAACACGCCACCGUCCGAUUCACAGCAAACCGGGCUAAAAUCCACGAGCAGCUUAUCAAGAAAAUGCCAGGAUUGAAAAAUCGCACAACAUGGGCUCCACUUUUGCUGAAAACAUCCGACAUCACUUCCUGUGCAAACGGCUGCUCUCUGGGCAUCACGGCUCAUCUUACAUAUGUGAAUACUGACCCUGACCCUGUAGAGGGUGUGUUUGUGUAUCCUCUGGGGGAGAAGGAGGUUGUGGUGGGUUUUGAGGCAGUAGUUUCCGGCAGGCUGGUCAGUUUGGAGCUCCAGAGCCGUGGGAAGCUAGAGGACUGCUGUCUAGACUGCUGCCCAGGAUCGGCACUGCACACUCAGUGUGGUCACAGCAAGGAGUGGGGAUGCUGUGGAGGAACAGGUCUGGAAAUACAGUGCUCCAACGGUCAUCUGUUGCUGGAUGAGGACCUAGAGAGGAGCACUUUCAUUGUGAGCACAGGCCAGAUUGGACCGCUAGAAAUUGUGUCCGUUGUCAUCAGUACCACCCUUGAACUUCCGACACUUGAAAAUGGCGCAAUCCACCUGGUUUAUCCCACAGUGCUCACACCUAUAGUCAGAUCACGGAUCCAUCCAGGAAAGAGUGAAAAUGGGGGGAAAUCAGAUGAGAACAGCCCGACUACGUGCUUUGGCAGCGUGUCUGGGAAGCAGGAGAGGAUGCUGGGAGUCGGGCAGCAGUGCACACAUGCCUUGCUCAACAGCACGGCCACAAACCUCUCGCCUUAUCAGCUCAGUUUCCAGCUGCUGGUUCGAGGAGCUUGUCUGCUGGCCGGUCUGGAAAGCCCUACCCAUGCCCUGCGUGCAGACGCUGACCCCAGUGCACAGUCUGCGUCUGCAACCUACAUCACGCUGGCAGAGGAGCAUUCAUGUGACCGACAUCUGGAAAUAAUACUACACCUUAGCGAGCCUCACAGCCCAUUGGUCAUCCUAGAGAGGGGCCGACUCACAUUUAGUGAAUACGAGCAGCAGAUCCGUGCUCGACGUGAUUUCAACCGUUUUGCCAGAAAAGAGGCAGAGUCUGAGAAGAGGCUGGAGUUCGUGCGAAGACGCUAUCACAAGGAUCUGCUCUUGAACCCCGUCCUGAUGCUUAACUUCUGCCCAGAUCUACUGUCAGAACCAACAGAACUGCAGCAGGCCAGCAGAGAGCUCAUCUUCCUCAUUGACAACAGCAAUACAAUGACGCAGCACAACAUCAACAAGAUCAAGGAGGGAAUGUUGGUGGCUAUCAAGAGUCUGCCGACUCGCUCUAUACUGAACAUCACUAGCAUCUGCUCUACAGUCAGGCCUCUUUUCAACUCCAGCAAGCCCUGCACAGAUAGCACAGUGACUCAGGCAUUGGCGUACAUCCAGAAGAUUCGCACAGAUCAAGGUGGUGCUAACCUGUGGGGGGCACUGUCCUGGGUUUAUCGGCAGCCCAUCCACCGCAGCUGCCCGCGACAGCUCUUCAUCAUCAUGGAUGGAACCUGCAGCAAUGUAGGCCACGUUUUAGAACUGGUCAGGAGGAACGCCAGUAACGUCAGGUGUUUCAGUCUGGGUCUUGGUCCUCAGGCCUGUAGGAGGCUACUGCAGGGCGUUGCCAAGGUUACAGGAGGCAGUACAGAGUUUCUCAGUGAGGAAGAAAGGCUCCAGCCAAAGUUGAUUAAAUGUCUAAAGAAAGCUCUGGAACCUGUGUUGAUGGAUGUAAGGAUUGAUUGGUAUGUGCCGGACAAUGUGGAGGCCCUUCUCUCACCCAAUGAAAUUCCUCCGCUCUACCCUGGCAACUGCCUGAUUGGCUACUGCACUCUCUAUGACAUGUCUGGAUUCAGGGCCCAGAAAAGUGAGCAGGUGAAGCCUCGUCCAUACAGAAGCCGUCCACGUGGUUCUUCAGGGUCGGUUUUUGAGUUCUCUCCCUCAACAUCUGAGCUUAUUCAGCCUCUGGUUCCUCCAGAGGAACGAGAGAGAGAUGCUGUAAAAGAGUGCGUGGUGGAAGGAGACUUUGAGGAGGCGCUGCUGGAAAUUUCACGCGAAAUCUCUUCGGAAUUCUCCUGCGCACAUACCACCGAUAACGCCGUCAGCCCUGGUGGCGACACUGACUACAGCACCAGUGAUGUGCGCUGGCGUAUUCAACAGGACUCCUAUGUUCAGGAUCAGUACGUGUUGACACACUGUUCUCUGAGCAGUGAGAAGGCCUUCUUGUCUGUUUCUCCCCAAGCAGAGAGCUCUGUGCUGGGCAUGGGUUCUCUGCCACAUGGCUUGGAGAGAAUGGAGCCCACACAGGGUAGAGGACUCUCACGCUGGGAAUCUCCAUGGACUCAGAACAUCACCUCUUCAGGGGACACGGAUUCUGCAUCAGGGAAGGCUGGCAAGCUCUUAGAUGAGUCUCGUCGCAGACAGAAGGCACUAGCUCGCUCUGCUCUGGCUGGCCGAAGUUUCUCAUCCCCGCAGGGUGACCUGGACAUGCACCGGCUCAGGAGGGCGCUAGAGAAGGUCUCAUUUGAGCAGGCCGUAGGAGGCCGACUAGAGGAGAGUGACACAGACACCCACAGCACUUCACGAGGAGGUCUAUCCCGCCCUAGUCUGACAGACUCCAAUGGCCUACUGUUUCCUGCUUCCCCGCUAGACUGGGACACCUUCACCGAUCCUGAAGGUCUAUUUUCAGCUGCUCCCCCAAACGAGUUCCAGGCUUCAGGGGCAGAGUGUCGCUCAGUCAUCCAUGGCAUGCUGGGAGGAAGGGCUGUAUCCUGGGAGGUCCGUGUGGAUCUGUCUCUUCUGUGGGACACCCUGUCAACCAGCACUGGGUCCUGGGAUGAGAUUAUCCACCAGCUGACCGCAAGAUCUGUUAUCAGAGACUUUGAAAACAUGGCGGAGAAAGAAACUGAUAUAGAAGUUGAAAGAGGUCCUUCCAGACGGUACAGAAUGAAAGCGAUCCAGACCAGCAAGAGCUGUGGAAUCGUCUCAAUGUACACAAGCUUCACCACCACUGACACCAACACGAGAAAUCAACCUCAGAGCACACGCAUACGACACACAGGUGUGUUGUUUGGGACCGGACACAAUUCUCACUCUGGCAGCAGACGACAGAAGUUGUGCUCGGUGGGAUUCGGACGCCGUCCCUCCAGCAGAGUCAGUGAAGAAACAGAAGACACACACACCUCAACAGACAGAGACGACACACCUGCAUCCCCUUGUAGCAUGACAUCCUGGGACAAAAGCACAGGAGGAAGCAUCAGUCCAUCAGCGGUGUCUUCUCGCUCUCAGCGCUCUGUGGAAAGUUUCUUCGGGUCUAAGUUCAAUCUGGGCAGACUAAAGGGCAACAAUGGAAAACAAGCUCCUCUUAAACCUCACUGUCUUUCUGCAGAGACUGAAAGACACAUGGAGACAGAUACACCUGACUACUUGCCCCUGGUGCGCCUACAGUUGGCAUCAGGUGCGUUUCUGCUGUCUGAAUCCUACUCCGAGUGCAUCCAGAUCCCUCUGGACCGGCUGAAAAGAGCGUCCCCGUACCUGAGCCACCGCAGCAGUCUGAGCCCCCCUUUCCGUUGUACCUCACCACCCACGUCAGCGAGACACAUGCGAGACUCAUGGGCCGACCCCUUGGAGGAAAGCUCUCCAAAAUUGGUAGGUGGAGUCACGCAGGCUGACAGUGGGCGGGGCUCUGAGACUGACACUUGUGAAGGUCCUCCAUUGGAUCCUGCAGAAACCCAUGGAGAGGAACUGGCACAAAUGGACAUAGAGAGCUCAAGCUGGGCCACGGCGGUGGCUCUGGCCUGGCUGGAGCACCGUUGCGCUGGGUUUUUCGUGGAGUGGGAGCUGGUGGCUGCCAAGGCAGAUUUCUGGCUGAAGUGUCAAUCGCUGCCAGAGGGGGUUGACCUGGCAGGGUUGAGGGCAGCGGCCAGGCAGCUUUUCCUGCUGUUGCGUCACUGGGAUGAAAACAUCAAAUUGAACGUGCUCUGCUACAACCCCAAUAACAUGUGAGAAAGGACCCCAAGAAACAUGUGAGCCACCAGGAUUUGAAGCCUCUAAGAUGAAGCUUUUGGCUCUUUAAUUGAAUUUAACCCUGUUGGCUAGACUCACAAUUCAACUUUAUAGCAGAAUAGAAUUUAUCGAAGAUGUCCUUCAAGAUGGAGAUAAAGGAUUGUGAGUGUGUUCCAGUUUUUUCUUAUGCCUAGACCACAAUACUGUUCAAGCUUUGCCUUAAUCUUUGGGCCUCGGUCUUAUUACGCAGUAGAAUGCAGUUCACUGCAAAUCUGAUAGCACUUUAUCUUAGCAAUAGCAUAAUUACUAUUAUGGGAUGCUUUGUGAAACCAAUCAUCAACAUAUAUAGCAGGCCAAAAUUACAGAUUCUUGCCUUAACUUACACCAUUCAAAAGUUUUGGGUGAGUAAGUGUUUUUGUUUUUCCAGCAAGGACACACUAAAUUAAUCAAAAGUGACAACACUUUCAAAUAAAUGUUAUUUUUAACUUUCUAUUAAUUAAAAGGAAUCCUUAAAAAAAUAUAUCAGUUUCCACAAAAAUAUUAUGCAGUACAAAUGGUUUCAACAUUGAUAACAUUAAAUGUUUCUUAAGCAGCAAAUCAGCGUAUAAGAAUGAUUUCUGAACAGUCAUGUGACACUGGAGUAAUGCGGAAAAUUCAGCUCUGUAAUCACAGUAAUAAAUUACAAUUUAAAAUAUAUUAAAAUAGAAAACAUUUCAAAUUGUAAAAAUAUUUUGUUUUUGAUUAAAUAAAUGCAACCUUGGUGAGCAUGAUGACUUCUUUUAAAAAUAUUUGAAAAAUCUUACUGACCCCAAACUUUUGAACUUAAGUGUACAACAGCUGUUUGAACUUGAUUCUUAGUUUAGUCGCGUUUUAAAUCUGAUUUAUUUUAAACCACCUUUUCAGCAUUGACUGAUUCUGUCAGUAUUUCUCAGUUUUAGAGCUGUUAAGCAUAUAAACAGUCUAAACAACAUUGGUAAAUUGUAUCUGUGUAGGCUCAUAUGUGUUUUUUGUUUUGUUGACAGAAAUUGAAUUGUGUGUUUGGCAAUGACUGCUUGCUUUUAGGCUUCUUGAGAUAUUUUGGAUUUAGGUAUUUAGUUUGUUCUUUUUGGAGUCUGCUUAAAAGCAUGAGUUUUCAGGUAACAUCACAAAAAUAAUCUGCAAAACCUUGGGCUUUUUCAUGUUCAAUCAUAGGAAGAAUCGGAACCAUGGUAACUAUGAAUGUUAUGAAACUGAGACUUUAUUUUCAAUCACUCACAAAUCUAUACAAUAAAAUGCUCUGAAUGAUUCCAAAUGACACUUCUUCAGGUUUUAAGAUACUGUUGUUUCAAACAGUAAGGGCUUUAAUUGUUCACCUGUUUUGCCCAGACUUUUGUACUCAUGAGCCUGUCAAAAAACUGGGAAAUGAAAUAAAAUCAUGGACAACA
This is a messenger RNA of Carassius gibelio (silver crucian carp), 5423 nucleotides long. RefSeq names its product von Willebrand factor A domain containing 5B2 (gene vwa5b2). NCBI's taxonomy places the organism in Eukaryota, Metazoa, Chordata, Actinopteri, Cypriniformes, Cyprinidae. The transcript is spliced from 22 exons. The record is from RefSeq and is a predicted model, not a curated record. Bases 79 to 3999 code for a protein of 1306 amino acids.